Eutrema salsugineum is the source of this 1735-nucleotide messenger RNA. RefSeq names its product sodium/hydrogen exchanger 3. The record is from RefSeq and is a predicted model, not a curated record. Gene Ontology annotation, cellular component: membrane. Gene Ontology annotation, molecular function: sodium:proton antiporter activity. Lineage: Eukaryota; Viridiplantae; Streptophyta; Magnoliopsida; Brassicales; Brassicaceae. Bases 1 to 1629 code for a protein of 542 amino acids. The transcript has 13 exons. Gene Ontology annotation, biological process: sodium ion transport; regulation of pH; proton transmembrane transport.
AUGGCUUUGGGAUUAAACACAAUGCUGGAAAAAUCAGAGACUCUGUUGGGAUCAGAUCAUGCAUCAGUCGUCUCCAUGAACUUGUUCGUCGCUCUGCUUUGCGCUUGCAUCGUGCUCGGUCACUUACUCGGGAAGACUCGGUGGAUGAACGAGUCAAUCACCGCUCUUAUCAUUGGCUCAUGUACUGGCAUUGUGAUCUUGCUUAUAAGUGGAGGAAAGAGCUCGAGGAUUCUGGUGUUUAGCGAAGAUCUCUUCUUCAUUUAUCUUCUUCCACCUAUUAUAUUCAACGCUGGGUUUCAGGUUAAGAAGAAGCAUUUUUUCCGCAACUUCAUGACCAUUAUGUUAUUUGGUGCUAUUGGUACCCUCAUUUCAUUUGUUAUCAUCUCAUUAGGUGCUAUACACUUUCUCGAGAAAAUGAAUAUCGGAGAUCUCACCAUUUCAGAUUAUCUAGCCAUUGGAGCAAUAUUCUCUGCUACAGACUCUGUUUGCACCUUGCAGGUGCUUAAACAAGAAGAGACACCUCUCUUGUACAGUUUAGUAUUUGGAGAAGGUGUAGUGAACGAUGCAACAUCGGUCGUGCUCUUCAACGCGAUACAAAGAUUCGACCUCACACACAUCAAUUCCGCUAUUGCUUUGGAGUUUGCUGGGAACUUUUUUUAUCUCUUCAUCUUAAGCACAGCACUUGGUGUUGCAGCUGGAUUGCUCAGUGCUUUCGUUAUCAAGAAGCUCUAUUUCGAAAGUCACGCUACUAAUCGUGAAGUUGCACUUAUGAUGUUACUGGCUUACUUAUCAUAUAUGUUGGCAGAGCUAUUCCAUUUAAGCUCUAUCUUGACUGUCUUCUUCUGUGGGAUUGUAAUGUCUCACUACACAUGGCACAAUGUUACAGAUAAAUCAAAGAUCACUACAAGACACACUUUUGCAGCGUUAUCAUUUCUCGCUGAGAUCUUUAUCUUUCUUUACGUUGGAAUGGACGCUCUCGAUAUAGAAAAAUGGGACGUUGUACGCAACAGUCCUGGCCAGUCGAUAGGAGUGAGUUCGAUACUCCUUGGGCUUAUUCUUCUGGGUCGCGCAGCUUUCGUGUUCCCUCUUUCGUUCUUGUCGAAUUUGACAAAGUCUUCAACGGAUGAGAGAAUCGAUUGGAAGAAACAGGUAACCAUUUGGUGGGCUGGUCUGAUGCGUGGGGCAGUGUCAAUGGCUCUUGCUUAUAAUCAGUUCACGACUUCAGGACACACGAAGCUUCUUGGAAACGCUAUCAUGAUCACCAGCACCAUCAGUGUUGUUCUUUUCAGUACUGUGGUGUUUGGAUUGCUAACCAAACCGUUAGUGAAACACUUGCAGCCUCCAUCAAAAAGGUUAACGACACCGAUAUCUUCUUUCCACGAGCCGUUAAUUAGCAGCCAAGGCCAAUCAGAAUACAACAUUGAUGAUCAUCCGAUCAGCUUAGGAAUGUUCUGGAAUACACCAUCCCGAGCCAUUCAUCAUUAUUGGAGGACAUUCGAUGAUGCAGUUAUGCGUCGCAUAUUUGGCGGCCGAGGCGUUUCGGAAAGAGUUCCCGGUUCACCAAUUGACACUAGUGUUCGUCUGUGGAUUGAAGACGUAGAUAACAAGGAAAUACACAUUGAGCCUUAAUUAGUGACAUAGGUAAAAAGAUCUUUGACUUGUUACUCACGUUUUUGGCGACAACAUAUGGACCGGCUCUCUCCUUUUUUUGCAUUUAGGUUUGCUAUAUGGGAGC